AACCUAACCCUAGUCACACCUCGAACCCUCUAUAAAAUACACCGAAAACUUGAAGGCCAUACUCACAAGGGUAAUUCCUUACUUUUUUUGGUUAAUUCCGUUUAUACCUCAAAAUCUAGGGUUUCAGUAUGGCUUCCGCCGAUUUCGAGUACCGUUGCUUCGUCGGUGGCCUGGCUUGGGCUACCACUGAUCGUACCUUGGAGGAGGCCUUCAGCGCCUACGGCGAUGUCCUUGAUUCGAAGAUCAUCAACGAUCGUGAGACUGGUAGAUCCAGAGGUUUCGGAUUCGUUACCUUCCGUGAUGAGAAGUCUAUGAGGGAUGCUAUUGAGGGAAUGAACGGUCAGAAUCUCGACGGCCGCAGCAUCACCGUCAACGAAGCUCAAUCCCGCGGAAGUGGUGGAGGUGGAUAUGGCGGUGGUGGACGCCGUGAAGGUGGAGGUGGAUAUGGCGGUGGUGGACGCCGUGAAGGUGGAGGCGGUGGAUAUAACCGUGGAUACGGUGGUGGACGCCGUGAAGGUGGAGGAUACGGUGACGGUGGUUCUAGGUACUCUAGAGACGGAGGAGCUUCCCAAGGUAGCUGGAGGAACUAGAUCUAGUGUUAGGGUUUGAGCUUGCUUGAUGGUUGUUAUGUUAAAUUUGGUUUGGAUCAUGUAGUUUUCAAUUUUCUUCAUGCUGUUCUGCUCCGUUAUUUUGUGAAGUAUACUUCUUUUCAGUAGUAUUUUGCAAUCAUCUCGAUGUUACUUAUUUUAUUAUUACCCAAUAUUAUAAUUAUUUUCGA
Mangifera indica (mango) is the source of this 778-nucleotide messenger RNA. RefSeq names its product glycine-rich RNA-binding protein-like. The record is from RefSeq and is a predicted model, not a curated record. Gene Ontology annotation, molecular function: RNA binding. Bases 129 to 590 code for a protein of 153 amino acids. The transcript is spliced from 2 exons. NCBI's taxonomy places the organism in Eukaryota, Viridiplantae, Streptophyta, Magnoliopsida, Sapindales, Anacardiaceae.